AUGAAGAAAACGUUUGAGGAUAUUAAAAAUAUUCUUACUGGACCACUUCUACUAGCGCAUUACGAUCCCAGACAAACUCUGAUCGUUGCAGUAGACGCUAGUUCGAUCGGAAUUGGUGGCGUUUUGUUACAGCGCGCCCCAGACGGCCAGGUAAAAGCAGUCUUUCACAUGUCAAAAGCAUUGACAAAGACUCAACAGAAUUACAGUCAAAUCGAAAAAAAAGCUUUAGCAUUAGUCACUGCUGUUGAACGUUUUCGAAAAUUCGUAUAUGGUCGUCACUUCGUGCUACAAACGGACCAUCGUCCACUUCUAGUCCUGUUUAAAACGUCGAAUACAAAAGGUCUAGAUACAUGCACAGCAAAUCGUUUGAAACGAUGGGCUCUUCGACUAAUUGGGUACGACUUUGACAUAGAAUAUGUCAACUCCGAAAAAUUUGGUCAAGCGGACGCUCUUUCAAGGUUAAUACAGGAUGUAAAACAAGAUGUAAUAGACGCCGACCUCGAAGAAGUUGUAGCUGCGCUACAGGAAACAGAUACAGAGCUACAACAGAUUGUCAACAAAUCAGUACAGUUCUUACCUUCAACGGCUCGACAAGAGCUCCAAAGUGCAACAUUCAGCGAUGGAAUUCUCGCUGAGGUUAUAGAUCGUCUACAAAACGGAUGGCUCAAAUCGGACGUAACUGACAAGGAGUUAAUGUCAUAUUAUCGUCGUCGCGAUUACUUAGCCAUAGUUGAUAAUACAUUAGUUUUAGAUGAGAAACUAAUAAUUCCUAAACGUCUACAAUCUACUGUACUGAAGCAACUACACGUUGCACAUCCAGGCCCGAUACAUGGACAAUGGGUACUCGUCAUUGUCGACAGCUACUCCAAAUUCGUAGAAGCAGGAUGGUUCUCAACAAUAACGGCAGCAACAUGUCGAUAUCUGCGAAGACUCUUUAGUCAAUAUGGAUCACCUGAAGUACUAGUUUCAGAUAACGGUACUCAAUUCACUUCAGUAGAAUUCGCGCAACUCUGCGUCGAAUUUCGAAUUCUUCACCUGCGUACCCCUCCUGGGCAUCCACAAUUAAAUGGUCAAGCCGAGAGAAUGAUCAGAACAUUGAAAAGUUCUAUCGACACAAGUCAAAGUUCACAGUUAGAAACGGAAUUAAACAAGUUUGUUUACGCAUACAACUACACAUCCAGUGACGCGGCACUAGAUUAUAAAUCUCCGGCAGAAUUCUUUGGACGUAAGCUUAGAACUCCAUUAGAUAUUUUUACUGCAACCGAAAAAUCUAAUCUAAAUCUUACUUCUCAGCAGAAACAAAUGAAACAGCAAUUCGACGCUCAUCACGGCGCAAGGCCACGUUCAUUUAUAGAAUCAGCACGGAUUCAAUCAGAUCCAGUACUUCACACUUCGCUAGGAGAAAGAGAGGAGGCAGAACCUCUCAACAACGGGACCAUACGACUUCCAGUAGCAUCUGCUCGUCGUUCUGAAAAUCCUUCCAGGGCCACACAACCUCCAGUAGCAGCGGCUCGUCGUUCUGAACAUCUUUCGCAUCAAAUUCGACCAAAUUACAAGGCAGUGGGAGGAACUCGCCCCUACCGAGGACAGCAUUCUUAA
Camponotus floridanus (Florida carpenter ant) is the source of this 1599-nucleotide messenger RNA. RefSeq lists its product as uncharacterized. The record is from RefSeq and is a predicted model, not a curated record. Gene Ontology annotation, molecular function: nucleic acid binding. Gene Ontology annotation, biological process: DNA integration. NCBI's taxonomy places the organism in Eukaryota, Metazoa, Arthropoda, Insecta, Hymenoptera, Formicidae. The transcript has 3 exons. The coding region runs from base 1 to 1599 and encodes 532 amino acids.